Coregonus clupeaformis (lake whitefish) is the source of this 2393-nucleotide messenger RNA. Its product is annotated as heterogeneous nuclear ribonucleoprotein L-like. Gene Ontology annotation, biological process: mRNA processing; regulation of RNA splicing. The transcript has 12 exons. Gene Ontology annotation, molecular function: mRNA binding. NCBI's taxonomy places the organism in Eukaryota, Metazoa, Chordata, Actinopteri, Salmoniformes, Salmonidae. Gene Ontology annotation, cellular component: nucleus. The record is from RefSeq and is a predicted model, not a curated record. Bases 138 to 1454 code for a protein of 438 amino acids.
CUCUCCUCCAGGACAAUGGGGAGGAUGCCCACAGGAUCGCCCCCUCUCCGGUGGUCCACGUGCGGGGGCUCUGUGAGUCAGUGGUGGAGGGGGACCUGGUGGAGGCCCUGGAGAAGUUUGGCAACAUCUGCUACGUCAUGAUGAUGCCGUUCAAGCGUCAGGCGCUGGUGGAGUUUGAAGCUAUGGAGAGCGCCGACCAGUGCGUGACAUGCGGCACCAACGAAGCGGUCAACAUUGCCGGCCAGCAGGCCUUCUUCAACUACUCCACCAGCAAGAGGAUCACGCGGCCAACUAACGCCGAUGACCCCAACAGUGGCAACAAAGUCCUGCUCCUCUCCAUUCAGAACCCUCUCUAUCCCAUCACCACUGAUGUUCUAUACACAGUCUGCAAUCCCAUAGGCAACGUGCUGCGAAUUGUCAUCUUCAAACGCAAUGGAAUCCAGGCCAUGGUGGAAUUUGAAACUGUCAAAAUCGCCCAGAAGGCGAAAUCGGCUCUCAACGGAGCAGACAUAUACGCCGGCAGCUGCACCCUGAAGAUCGAAUACGCUCGGCCCACGCGACUCAACGUCCUCCGCAACGACAAUGAUAGCUGGGACUACACAAAGCCCUUUCUCGUCAGGCGAGAGCGAGGGAAGGGGAGGCAACGCCAGGCCAUUCUGGGAGAGCAUCCGUCCUCCUACAGCGACAACGGCUAUGGGUCACAUUGCCCCCUGUUGCCCCUGCCCAGCAAUAACAGGUACAAGAGGAGAUUCCCCCAUGACGCCCAGGAGGUGGUGGCCUACCCCCUGCCCCAGACCUCCUCCUAUAUGGGCCACGCCUCCAGCUCGUCGGUCGCCAUGGUGAGCGGCCUGCACCCCGCCAAGAUGAACUGCACCCGCAUCUUCAACCUCUUCUGCCUGUACGGGAAUAUCGAGAAGGUGAAGUUUAUGAAGAGCGUCCCAGGCACCGCACUGGUAGAGAUGGGAGAUGAGUACGCUGUGGACCGAUCCAUCACACACCUCAACAGCAUCAAGGUGUUCAGCAAGAGGCUCAACGUCUGUGUGUCCAAGCAGCACGCGGUCAUCCCCAGUCAGGUGUUUGAGCUGGAGGACGGCAGCAGCAGCUACAAGGACUUCGCCAUGACCCGGAACAACCGCUUCAGCAGCGUGGGCCAGGCGUCCAAGAACAUCAUCCAGCCGCCCGCCGCUGUGCUGCACUUCUACAAUGUCCCGCCCUGCAUCACUGAGGACGAGCUGCAGAGGUUAUGUACAGAGCACGAUGUACCCAGUUUCAUCAAGUUCAAAGUCUUCGAUGCAAAACCCAGCUCCAAAACUAUCUCAGGCUUAUUCGAAUUUGACAACAAGACACACGCUGUGGAGGUUUUAACAGUCCUCAACCACCACCAGAUCAGAAUACCAAAUGGUUCCAACCCUUACACCCUCAAGCUUUGCUUCUCCACUUCCUCACACCUCUGAGACCUGGAAAACCAAGAUGGCCGCCGCAUUAGUUCGCCAUCAACAAGGGGAGAAGCGGAUAGGGGAGAACGGAAUAGGACCCAACGAAGGAGAACGAAAGAAACAACGCGAGAAUGGAGAGUCAAAACACUUUUUCGGACCUGAGAAUGGAAAGGCGAGGUGUUAAAAACACUCAAGAUAAUUUCCCUCCCCUCAUAUGAGCUAUUUUAAUGGAUUUUUUUGUUGUCAUUUUUCAUUUGGUUACAAAAACUAUUUGAAGGAGCUGCGAGUGGUUGGGCUGACAGUUGUAACUGACAGAGGGAGAGGAAAGCUCAACUAUGCAUCCCGGCAGGGAUGCACUACAAUUGAUUUGAUGAGGUCAGAAUUUGACUUCUGUCUUUUUGUUGCGUGACCUAUUUUAGUGGUCAAAAGACAGUAGCCUACAGUACAUUUUCAUUCCUAAACUGAUGUCAAUGGCCAGUGGACAGUUUUACAACUUUCAGAAGGUUCCCAAAGUUGGACCAUGAGAACUGUAUACCCAGUGUUUCCCCUAUAUUAGUUUCUUCCUUAGGCAGGAUGCAAAAGCCCUCAAAGCAACAUCUAGGGCAGCUGGGAUAAAAAUUACAAAUUGAAACCAAUGGAUGACAAAACAAUUUAGGCAGUGGAGGGCUGCUCUAGCUAGGGGAAACACUGGUUGAAACUAGUGGAAAUGCGUGUGCCUAACUCUGCAAUAGAAGAGAUUACUCAGUGUUUGUAAAUGAACAACCCGUUCAAAGACUGUAAUUUAAAAUCACAUUAUAUUGUACAUAUGUGUGUAUAGCAGUUGAGUGGGUGUCCGGGCACUAUGUUAAUUAGAGCAGUUCCAAAAACACAUGUUUUCCACACUGUUUCUAAACUUUUUCUGCUGAUGGUCCUCUUCUUUGGAGGGCCAUUUGAAUUAAAACUAAAAUUAACACUUGA